Messenger RNA from Brassica oleracea var. oleracea, 7443 nucleotides. RefSeq names its product mediator of RNA polymerase II transcription subunit 12. Gene Ontology annotation, molecular function: transcription coregulator activity. The record is from RefSeq and is a predicted model, not a curated record. Gene Ontology annotation, cellular component: mediator complex. The transcript is spliced from 13 exons. Gene Ontology annotation, biological process: regulation of transcription by RNA polymerase II. The coding region runs from base 483 to 7133 and encodes 2216 amino acids. NCBI's taxonomy places the organism in Eukaryota, Viridiplantae, Streptophyta, Magnoliopsida, Brassicales, Brassicaceae.
UGGAGGGCAAAGUAGGGAAUAUAUUAUAGAGCAGAAAAGGUUAAGAUUUUUCUUGUAACCAGGAGAAGAGUGUGUGUGUUGAGAUCGAAUUCAAUCAAUCUGAUCAAAUCGAAGAAAGUUGGUUGCUGCGAUUGGGUGGUUUCUGUUCCUUUCCUGGAGCGAAUCAAAAAGCUGCAACCAUUCCUCUUCGUCAAAGUAGAAAACCCCAAAAGAGAGAGAGAGAGAGACUCUUUGCUUCUUCUAAAUUGGUUUCGUCUUCAUCUCCCCUUGGCUCAAUUUCUUCACAGCUCCCAGCUUGAAUCUUCGCUGAACUUUGGUUCGUCCUCCUAUUGGUAGGUUUUACUUUCGUUGCUAAGUUUAUGGUGUAAGGAGAAAUUGCAAAAAUUAAAAGUGCAAGUCCAUGAAAAAGUUGUGGACUUGUUCUUAGAGUUACUUAUGGUAUGUUGAUGUCACAACCAUUAUGCCGGUUUUAGUUUGGAGAUAUGCAAAGGUAUCAUCCUGCCAACUGCACUAGUGCAGUCAACAAUACCGCUAUGGGUGCUAGGGACUCUGGACGAGCUGAUUCUUCUUCCAUUGGAAACUACUCGCUUAACUCAAGGAGGCCACCGCCAUUGACGCCCUACAAGUUGAGGUGUGAAAAGGACGGUCUGAAUUCCCGACUAGGACCGCCUGAUUUUCAUACUCCAACAUCAAGUUCCCCCGAAGAAAAUCUUACCAAAGAGUAUAUUCAGUUUGGAUACAAGGAAACUGUUGAUGGACUUAAGGAAGCGGACGAGAUUAUAUUGACCCAGGUCCAUACUUUUUCAAAGCCUGUUGUCCUAAAGUGCAAAGAGUCUGUCAGAAAGUGUUUUAGAGCUAUCAAUGAGUCUCGUGCACUGAAGCGCAAGGCUGGUCAGGUCUAUGGGGUGCCUCUCUCUGGUUCACUUCUCGGUAAGCCUGGAUUCCCAGAACAAAAAUCAUGUGGGGAGGAGACAAAGAAAAAAUGGAUUGAGAGUCUAUCACAACAGCACAAGCGUUUGCGCUCUUUGGCUGAUAACAUUCCUGGAUAUAGGAGAAAAACCUUAUUUGAAGUCCUCAUAAGGAACAAUGUCCCAUUACUGAGAGCUACUUGGUUUAUAAAAGUGACUUAUCUUAAUCAGGUGCGACCUAGCACUGCGGCUAUUUCUUCAGGAACACCUGACAAGACACAAAAUUCUCGGUGUGAGCAAUGGACAAAAGAUGUUAUUGAAUAUUUGCAAUACCUCUUGGAUGAACUUUUGUCACGGAAUAGUUCGUAUCCUUCUCAGCAAACUAGAGAUAGGUCGCCACAGAUGCUUUAUGCAGGAUCAAUGCAAAAGAUUAGUCCAGCAUCGUCAAGUCUUUACGGGGAGGAAACAUCUCUGCAUUUUAAAUGGUGGUAUAUGGUGCGUCUUCUACAGUGGCACCAUGCUGAAGGCCUCCUUUUUCCUUAUCUCAUUGUUGAUUGGGUUCUCAGGCUCUUACAGGAAAAAGAUGUCUUUGAAAUUUUGCUGUUGCUACUUCCCAUUGUAUAUGUUUUUUUAGAGAGCAUUGUUCUCUCUCAGACAUAUGUACAAAGUCUUGUAGCUAUUGCUGUCCGUUUCAUCGAGGAACCUGUUCCUGGUGGAUCCGAUCUUGUUGAUAACUCUCGGAGAGCUUAUACUCUCUCUGCUUUAGUUGAGAUGGUUCGCUAUUUGGUACUGGCUGCACCCGACACAUUUGUUUCUUCAAAUUGCUUACCGCUACCUCCUUCCAUCGCAGCAUGUGGACCCAAUGACGUGAGCUAUGCAUCAAAGGCAUAUGAGAAUCUGGAAAAGUUGAGAAGUAAUUCCUCAGAGAUCUCUACCCAGUUUCAAGGGAGGGGAGUUGACUCUCGGUUUGGAUUCCUUUCUUUUGAUUACACCAUUUCAACCAUUCAAAGAAGUGCAGAUGAUUUGGCAAAGAUAGCUAGCGCUGGUUAUCCUCAGCAUAACGUGGCUAAAGCUGUUCAGGCUUUGGAUAAAGCUUUGUCGGACGGGGAUAUCAGAGCUGCUUACUCUUAUCUCUUUGAAGACCUCUGCAAUGGAGCCGUUGAUGAGACCUGGAUUGCUGAAGUCAGUCCAUGCUUGAGAUCAUCCCUCAGAUGGAUUGGGGCUAUCAGUACAUCCUUCGUUUGCUCUGCUUUUUUCCUGAUCGAAUGGGCGACAUGUGAUUUUAGAGAUUUCCGGGCUGGUGUGCCUAAAGAUAUCAAAUUCUCUGGCAGAAAAGAUUGUUCUCAGGUGUAUUUAGUUAUUCAGCUUCUGAAGCAGAAAAUUCUGGGUGGAGAAUUCGCAGCUCGCAAAGGAAAGAACCAUCGCAGCAAUUCUCUUGGUGUCUCUAAACCUAGCAGUUCGAUGGAUGCAUUUGAAAGUCCAGGCCCGUUACAUGAUAUCAUAGUCUGUUGGAUUGAUCAGCAUGAGGUACACAGGGGAGGAGCAAAGCGCUUGCAGUUACUCGUUUUUGAACUUAUACGCUCUGGAAUUUUUAAUCCUUUAGCAUACGUUAGACAACUUAUAUUUAGUGGGAUGAUUGAUAUGAUUCAGUCUGCUGCUGAUCCUGAGAGGAGAAUAAGGCAUCAUCGCAUAUUAAAGCAGCUACCUGGGUGGUUUGUAUAUGAUACUUUAGAGGAAGCACAGCUCUUAGGAGGAGAUAAGCUUGAAGAGGCUGUGAGAAUUUAUUCAAAUGAAAGGCGACUUCUUCUGCGAGAGUUGCUUGUUAAUGCAGAUCAGAAGUCAAAGAAAAAUUCCACUUUCCUUCCGUCAGUUGAUUUGCCAAGGACCUUUAACGCAAUGGCCGAUAAUCAGGAACUUCGAAAACAUACCAAGCGCAGUAAGGAUAUUAGAGAACUAAAGGAGCGCAUAGCUGCUCUACUGCAGUUUCCAGAUGUGUCCUGUGGUGUGAAAAAUUCAGUGCGAGAUGAAUUUCAAAGUAGCGUUAAGGAAUCAAGUGGAUCUGUGUAUAGCAAGAUGGAUCACCUAGAAUCUACACCAGGGUGUGAAGACUGUAGAAGAGCAAAAAGAAAAAAAAUGAAUGAUGAAAAGAGCUCUUGCUAUCAAGGGAGUUCACCAAUUGCAUUAGAUGAAGAAGAUAACUGGUGGAUCAAGAAGGGGUUUAAAACUGUGGAGCCUUCUCUGAAGGUUGAUCCUCUGAUGGAGUUAACUAAACAAGUACCGAGGGGUAGGCAGAAGAUGGUGCGCAAAACACAGUCGCUGGCUCAACUACAAGCUGCGAGGAUUGAAGGUAGCCAGGGCGCUUCAACGAGUCAUGUUUGUGAUAACAAAGUAAGCUGCCCUCAUCAUGGCCCUGGAGUGGAAGGAGAAAACCAUAAGGUGGUUGAUGUGUUUAGAACUUCUACCUCUGUGGAUAUUGUAUCUGUUGGAAACUCUUUGAAGCAGCUACAGUUUGUUGAUAAGCGGUCUGUUGCAGUUUGGCUUGUAAAUGUUGUUCGGCAACUUGUUGAAGAGUCCGAAAAGAGCAGUGUGAGAGUUGGGCAGUUCAAUAAAGGUGCACCAGUUGAAGAAAAAAACACAGUUAGGUGGAAGCUUGGGGCAGACGAGCUAUCUUCCAUAUUAUUUCUCAUGGAUCUCUCGCGUGACUUGGUUUCAGUUGUUAAAUUUCUUUUUUGGUUAUUACCAAGGGCCAAAAGUAGCCCAAGUUUUUCCGUUCAAGGUGGGAGAAACCUUGUAAUUAUGCCAAGGAAUGUUGAAAACAACGUGUGUGAAGUAGGGGAGGCUAUUCUAGUAUCAUCACUUAGGAGGUAUGAAAACAUUCUAUUUUCAGCAGAUCUUGUUCCCGAGGCCAUGACAGCUUUGAUGGCACGUGCCGCAUCACUUAUGUCGAGUAAUGGAAAGAUUUCUGGAUCAGCAGCUUUAGUUUAUGCUCGCUAUAUUUUGAAUGGAUAUGGAAAUCUUCCCAGUGUUGUGGAAUGGCAUAACAAUUUCAAAGCAACAUGUGAAAAGAGGCUUCUUUCUGAACUUGAUCAUACUCGAUCAGGGAACGGUGAGUAUGAAAUCCCCCUUAACGUUCCAGCUGGAGUAGAUAAUGCAGACGACUAUUUACGUAAAAAAAUCAGCAGCAGUGGUACUCGUCUGUCAAGAGUGGGUUUGAAUAUGAGAGAGGUUGUGCAAAGACAUGUUGAAGAGACGACUCAUUAUCUCAGAAAACUCAUUGGUACUGAUACAAUGAAAGCAUCACUUGCUGAGAAAAAUGACGACGGGUAUCAGGUGGCUCAACAAAUUGUAGUUGGGCUAAUGGACUGCAUUAGACAGACUGGCGGUGCAGCGCAAGAGGGUGAUCCUUCUUUGGUUUCUUCUGCGGUAUCUGCGAUCAUUAACAGUGUAAGCAAUUCCAUGGCAAGAAUUUUGGAUUUCUCUGUGGGAAAUGUUCAUCAGAAUCGUCCAUCUGGCGUAGGUUCAUCUAAUAUCGCACGUCACAUUUUGCAAAUCCAUAUAACCUGUCUGUGCCUUCUAAAGGAAGCUCUUGGAGAGCGUCAAAGUCGAGUGUUUGAAAUAGCGCUCGCAACAGAAAGUUCCACUGCUCUUGCUGGAGCGUUUGCCCCUGCGAAGGGAUCCCGGGGUCAGCAUCAGCUAUCUCCUGAAUCCUAUGAUUCAAUUGCGAACAACACGAAUGAUAUCCCGAACGGUACUGGAAAAGUAGCGCUGAGCAAAGCAACAAAAGUUACUGCAGCUGUAUCUGCACUUGUUAUAGGUGCUAUCACACAUGGCGUUAUAACCCUUGAGAGGAUUGUUGGUCUGCUGAGACUAAGGGAGUGCUUAGAUUUCGUUCAGUUUGUAAGGCGUACAAAAUCGAGUUCUAAUGGCAGUGCUAGGUCCGUGGGAGCCUCUAAAGUGGAUAACUCUAUUGAAGUUUAUGUACAUUGGUUCAGACUUCUUGUUGGUAACUGCAAAACUGUUUCGGAAGGGAUGGUUUUGGAGCUUGUGGGAGAAUCUUCCGUGGUGGCUGUAUCACGUAUGCAGCGCAUGCUUCCGCUGAAAUUGGUCUUCCCACCAGCCUAUUCAAUUAUUGCCUUUGUUCUGUGGAGGCCUUUGCUUUCGAGUGGCAACUCUAACUCCAGCGUCCAUGAAGAUACUCACCGCCUUUAUCAGUCUUUGACAGUGGCCUUUCAUGAUGUGAUUAAGCACCUUCCUUUCCGAGAUGUGUGCUUUAGAGACACCCAGGGACUUUAUGAACUAAUAGUUGCUGAUUCCACAGAUGCUGAGUUUGCGGCGGUACUUGAGCUGAAUGGUAUGGAUAUGCACUUAAAAUCUGUGGCUUUUGCUCCUCUUCGUGCCCGUCUUUUCCUUAACUCCGUAAUUGAUUGUAAGAUGCCAUCCUCUGGUUAUUCCCACGAAGCACUUAGUGAAUCGAAAAAACGACACCAGGGAAAUGGAACAAAGCUUGUGGACAAGCUGGUGUCUGUAUUAGAUUGCCUGCAACCUGCAAAAUUUCACUGGCAGUGGGUUGAACUCAGGUUGCUUCUAAACGAGCAAGCAUUAACCGAGAAACUCGAAAAUCACGAUAUGCCUUUGACAGAUGCAAUACGAUCUUCCUGUCCUACCUCUGAGAAGCCUGAGGCCUCUGAGAAUGAGAAAAAUUUCAUCCAAAUCCUCCUCACAAGGUUAUUGGUUAGACCUGAUGCAGUACCACUUUUCUCGGAAGUGGUUCAUCUCUUCGGUAGGUCGGUUGAGGAUUCAAUGUUGAAGCAAGCUGAAUGGUUUCUAGCAGGUCCAGAUGUUCUUCUUGGACGAAAAACAAUCAGACAAAAACUGAUUAUAGUAGGAGAAAGCAAAGGACUUCCUACGAAACCUCAGUUCUGGAAACCUUGGGGUUGGUGCAGCAACUCCAGUUUCGAUCCUAUCACGGCAAACAAGGCAGGAAAGAAAAGAAAGUUGGAAAGUACUUCUAUGGAAGAAGGGGAAGUGAUCGAGGAAGGGUUGGGUUCAAAAAAGUUAUUAUUUGAUGAGAACAGUCCCAGUGUUGGAUAUGGGAUUACAACUGAGAGGGCUUUUGUUCAGCUAGUGCUUCCAUGCAUAGAUCAAAGCUCUGAUGAAUCUCGAAGUAUCUUUGUGAAUGAGUUGGUAAGACAGUUUAGCAAUAUUGAGCAGCAGUUAAGUUCAGUUACCAUCCGCAGUAUAACAAACAACAAACAGAUGGGAACUGCUUCUUCUGGGUCUGAGGUUUCAUCAAAUAAAGGAAGUACUCGGAAGGGCCCUCGUGGUGGUAGCCCUAGCUUGGCAAGAAGAUCCUCAAUCAAUACUACUGACACUGCGCCGCCACCUUCCCCUGCUGCUUUGAGAGCUUCUAUGUCUUUGCGGUUGCAGUUUCUUCUAAGGUUACUGCCUGUCAUCUGCAGGGAACCUUCGUUUAGGAACACGAGACAUACACUUGCAUCUACAAUAGUUCGUCUGCUUGGAAGCCGAGUAGUUUAUGAAGACUCUGCUGCAUGUUCUCCUCGUAGUGACGUAUCAAAGGCGGAGACAGAAUCAACAAGAGAUCCAUCUUCCAUGGCAGAUCUUUCUAGUGAUGUCUUAUUUGACCGAUUAUUGUUUGUACUCCAUGGGCUGUUAAGCAAUCACCAGCCAAAUUGGCUAAAGCCAAGGUCUUCUUCUAAUGAAUCAUCCAAAGACUUUACCUUGUUUGAUCGUGAUGCAGCAGAGAGCUUACAGAAUGAGCUUGCACGGAUGCAGCUACCGGACACCAUCAGAUGGCGGAUCCAAGCAGCGAUGCCAAUUCUCCUUCCUUCUCUACGUUGCUCUCUCUCGUGUCAGCCACAUUCUGUUCCGCCAACCGCACUCACUCUUGUUCAACCCUCGGGAUCUGCUGCUGCUGCUGGGCUCAAUCAAAGAAACUCCCUUGCCACACCAAAAACUGUAACAGCAGGGCAAGGGAAGCUGAAGCAGAAUAUGUUGUCACCAUGUCAACAGCAAGAAGCAGACAACACGGAUGUGGUUGACCCAUGGACGCUUUUGGAAGAUGGGACAAGCUCAGGUCAAUCAAGCAGCAACGCUUCAAACAGCAGCGACAUGGGCAAUCUUCGAGCCACAUGUUGGUUAAAGGGUGCAGUGAGGGUCAGACGGACUGAUCUGACAUACAUUGGUUCAGUGGACGAAGACAGCUGAAUACUGUUGCAUAGUUGUGUUUUGACGAUCAUGAGAGAGCUCUGGUAAGUGAGAAGCAAAGGAGCAAAGAAGCUUGGAUCUUCGGUGCCUAUCUCAUUUAUUAAGGGGCUCAUAAGAAGACUGAAGCAAGUCUUAGUGAGAGAGAGAGAGAGAGUCUCUAUGAGUCUGUGUAGCUUCUUCAGAGAUCUUUGUAUUUUAACUACUAACCCUUUUUUGCUAUUUUGGUCACACCACCCGGACCCAUGCUGGUUCGGAACCCUGUUGUAUGUAAUAGGGCUUGGAAAAUUAAUUGACUAAAUAUUAUUAUUCC